Phragmites australis (common reed) is the source of this 1764-nucleotide messenger RNA. RefSeq lists its product as uncharacterized. NCBI's taxonomy places the organism in Eukaryota, Viridiplantae, Streptophyta, Magnoliopsida, Poales, Poaceae. Bases 111 to 1334 code for a protein of 407 amino acids. The transcript has 12 exons. The record is from RefSeq and is a predicted model, not a curated record.
CGUGUCCGUGCAGCAGGAGAAGAAGCAAGCCGAGGAGUCCGGUGCGGUUUUGGCUGCUUUGCUUCCGACGCGCGUCGCCUCCCUCCCUCGGAAUCGGAUCCCCCAUCGCCAUGGCGGCGCCGCCUUCUGCUCCGUCCCCCUCCCCGUCCGGAGAGAUCGCCGUCCACAGAUUCAGCGCCGCCGACGCAUCAUCAUCGCCCUCAAGAACCGAGUUGCUGAGUAUGGUGAAGAAACACUCACAUUUGAUUGGGUGGACGAUUGUUGACGCCGAAGAUGACGCCGAAGAUGCGGGGAUGGAUGAUAAAUUCUGGCACGAAAUGCUUGAUCUUUUCUUUGUGCAUGGCGGGGUAUCAAACAGAAGGGAAGAGGACGACCUCGUCUUCUUUGUUAAUAAUAUGAAAUUGCAUGGUUAUGGCUUCAAUGAUAACAUGGAAGAUCCACCCCCCUUUUUUGUGAGGAGAUGGGCUCCCACGCUUGAAAAGGUCAUCAAUGUUAAUACAGUGGAGGUUGAUUGGGAACGUUCCUUCUAUUUGAAUUUAAUCGCCCAUACUUCAUACACUGUUACAGUAGCAAUAUUUGGCAUUGGAGAUCUUCGCAAUCGUGCAGAGAAAAGGAAGCAGUUUUCUCCAGUAUAUAAGGUUACAAAAACUGUAUAUGCAUCCCCUAGCCGUGUAAAUUUUCGUCUUGACCGAAGAAAGGCUGUAGAAACGGUACCUGCAUACCCCAACAUUUGUUUCUCAGUGGAUGAUUUUGAUGAUACUUUUGAUGCUGUGGUUUUGUCAGAUCCUGAACACUGCUAUUGUGUGAUUCUCAAUGCACAUGAUGGGGCAGCAUUUCCCGAAGAAACUGAGUCCAAGAAUACUAAUUCAAAUAUACAGCCUGGAGUCAACUCUGGGAGUAACCAAGAAAAACCACCAAAGAGAACUCUCUUCUCAGGUUAUGUGAGCUACCAAAACGUUCGUGAGGCUUAUGAUGCAGGCAGAUCAAAAUUUGGGAGCUUCCUCUCACUUGGGCAUGAUCACACUAAACUGGAUAGACUUUGUAUGAGGGGCCCUGAAGGACGUGGAGAAGUGGAAGUGGCUGUUUCCGGCAUUGCAGAUCAGAGCCAUGAGAAGUCGAAGAAAGAUCCAGGAGAUAGCUUUCAGGUUCUUGUUCACAGGGCAGCUUCUGCUGCAUCAAAGCUAGCAAAGCAUGCUUACGAGCCUUUAUCUGCUAACAAACGAAUGGAUGAUGAGCUUGUGCCUCUGAAGUGUUGCUUGAUGUCUGUAUCUCUUCCUUGGGACUGCAUUGCUCAUGACCUUCUGCACAAGGAAACACCUCCUUUGGACCUCUGAGACCGCAAUUCCUGACCUUCACUUCUAGUCAAAGGAGGGCCUAUGUUAUAGAAUCUGGACUUGAUGAUAUCUAAGAAAAAGAAUCGAAGCGGAAGUGAGAUGUAUAUGUGUACUUGUAGAAUAAAGCUGUAGGUGUAGGGUUUGCAUUUCUCUUUGUGCACAGACAAUCAUAGAAUGUAAAUAUCCAGUGUUGUUUUGUUUAUUCGUUGUCAGUUCUUUAUAGCGUGUUUUACAGAACUUUACUGUUUUCCUGAAUUGACAAGUUAUGUCUAAGCCUAGCAGCAAAGCUGUAAAUCCGCUCCAGUCAAGUAAAUUGUGAAGCUCGGUUGGGUUGUGUGGUCAUCUAAGCUGGUGUAUGUACUUUGAUCUUCUAUUUGCUCUGAUGCGAAGUAGCUACUACCAUAUUCAUAUCUGGAUUUAGUUUGGCCAU